Aspergillus versicolor CBS 583.65 is the source of this 1539-nucleotide messenger RNA. RefSeq lists its product as uncharacterized. Gene Ontology annotation, biological process: pantothenate import across plasma membrane. The record is from RefSeq and is a predicted model, not a curated record. The transcript has 2 exons. Lineage: Eukaryota; Fungi; Ascomycota; Eurotiomycetes; Eurotiales; Aspergillaceae. Gene Ontology annotation, cellular component: plasma membrane. The coding region runs from base 4 to 1410 and encodes 468 amino acids. Gene Ontology annotation, molecular function: pantothenate transmembrane transporter activity.
ACAAUGUUCGCCAAAUUCGCCGCCUAUAUCAAGGGCCCGGAGACUGUGCCCGGCGCGGCCAAACUCCUGCGCAAGCUCGACUGCUUCAUUCUGUCGUUCUGCUGUUUAUGCUACUUUGCCAAUUACCUCGACCGCACGAAUAUCAACAAUGCCUACGUGUCGGGAAUGCGCGAGGAGCUGCACUUCCAGGGGAACGAGCUCAACCAGAUCAACACCGUCUUCACGGUGGGAUACAUUGUCGGCCAAGUUCCGUCGAACCUGGCCUUGACCUUCUUCCGUCCGCGCCUGUUCUUCCCUGCGAUGAUGGUUAUCUGGGGUGGUUUGACCAUGAUCACGGCGGCCGUGUCAAAUCCCCAGGGAAUCAUGGCAAUCCGCUUCUUCCUCGGGCUGGCAGAGUCGAGUACCUUUGCCGGAACACACUAUAUCCUAGGCUCCUGGUACACAGAACGAGAGCUGGGAAAGCGCAGUGGCAUCUUCACAGCCAGUGGCCUCGCCGGAACAAUGUUCGGCGGCUUCAUCCAGACAGGGAUCCAUUCAUCCAUGGACGGAAUACAAGGCCUUUCCGGCUGGCGGUGGCUAUUCAUCAUUGACGGCCUAAUCACCAUCCCAAUCGCAAUAUACGGCUUCAUCGUCUUCCCCGACACCCCAACAACCACUAAAGCACGCUACCUGACAGCCGCAGAGAAAGCCCUCGCCGUCGCACGCAUCCCCGAGUCCGGGGCCGUCAAAGUGCCCCUAAACUGGGCCUUCCUCAAGAGCAUCUUCACAACAUGGUACUGGUACGCCUUCGUGAUGCUGUGGAUCAUCGCGGGCGAAACCGAAUCGUUCUCCACAAACGCCCUGCUGGCACUAUACAUGCAGUCCCAUCCAAGCAACUCAUACAGCGUCCCCCAGCUAAACAACUACCCAACUGGCGUUCCAGCAGUUGGGAUCAUAUCAACCCUAUUCUGGGCAACGCUCACAGAUUUCAUGGGCGGAAAGCGAUAUCUUGUCGGGUACUUCAUCGCCAUAACCGGCAUCGUCACAUCAACACUAAUCCUAACCUGCUUCUCCUCAACAAUCACCGUCUUCGCCGCAUACUACUGGGCGGGAGCCGUAUACGCAUGCCAAGCGACAUUCUUCGCAUGGUGCAACGACGCAAUGCGCUACAAGGACGAGCGGCUGCGGUCUGUAGUCAUUGCGAGCAUGAACAUGGGCAGUAAUGCGGUCAAUGCGUGGUGGAUUAUCCUCUUCUACUCGGCGGACUUUGCGCCGCGGUUCACGAGGGGCAUGUGGGCGAUGAUUGCGUGCUCGAUUGCGCUGGCGCUGUGGACGGCGGGGAUUACGGCUUUGACUGUGCGGGAGGAGAGGAGGGGGGAGAAUGAUCGAGAUGUGCGUGUUGUUGACUUGCAGGAGAAGGUGGAGGCUUGAUUGAUAGAGCAUGUGUAGCAUUAAUGCGAUGGUAACCUUGCAUUGGACAUUCAUAAUUAAAGUCAUAGUUCCGAGAGUAGUGUCAACAUGAUCAGCUCGGACUGAUCAGCUCGGACUCGUCCAUGACAA